Heterobasidion irregulare TC 32-1 is the source of this 2934-nucleotide messenger RNA. RefSeq lists its product as uncharacterized. Gene Ontology annotation, molecular function: small GTPase binding; nuclear export signal receptor activity. The transcript has 15 exons. Bases 1 to 2934 code for a protein of 977 amino acids. The record is from RefSeq and is a predicted model, not a curated record. NCBI's taxonomy places the organism in Eukaryota, Fungi, Basidiomycota, Agaricomycetes, Russulales, Bondarzewiaceae. Gene Ontology annotation, biological process: protein export from nucleus; protein import into nucleus. Gene Ontology annotation, cellular component: cytosol; nuclear envelope.
AUGUCCGACAUCCCAGCCCUCCUGCUCGCAUCCCUCUCCCCCCAGUCGAGAAAACAGGCAGAGCAGUCACUGCAAAGUUACAGUCUCCAGCCCGCCUUUGUCACACAUCUUCUCCAACUCGUGCUCGAUGGCGCCCAAGAUCGUGCAGUGCGAUUGGCGGGGAGCGUCUAUUUGAAGAACGUCGUCAAGCUUCGAUGGAUGGAGGCUGAUGAGUCGCCCAUCUCCGAGCAAGACAAAAUCUCGCUCAAGUCUCAGCUCGUGCCUGCCAUGAUCGCGCUCUCAAAUCCGGCAGACAAAGCAAUCCGAGCUCAGAUAGCCGCAUCCGUCUCUCUCAUCGCAGAGCUUGACUUCCCGCAGGCAUGGCCCGACCUCGUUGACCAACUUGUGACCUCGCUCAGCGCCGACAAUCUCAAUAUAAAUCUCGGCGUUCUCGAGACUGCACACUCUAUUUUCGCUCCUUGGCGGUCACAGUCCCGUUCAGAUGACCUAUUCUCAACCAUCAACCUCGUCCUCGAAAAGUUCACCGUCCCGUUCCUCCAGCUUUUCCAGCUCACCCUCCAAUUACUCUUCUCCACACCAUCUCCCCAAAAGUCCACCUUGGAAACUCUCUCCCAGACCGUGUACCUCCUUGUCGAGCUCUUCCACGACCUCACAUGUCAAGAUCUGGCCCCCCGUUUCGAAGAUGGUCACAAAGAUUUUUUUGAUAAGGAUACUGGCUACUUCAUGAGGCUCAUGGCGUGGGACCCGACGGAGCUUCAGACUGACUCGGAAGACAUAGCCCUAUCUGUCCCUUCCAAGAUUCGGACAAGUAUUCUCGAAAUAGCAGAAAUGUAUGUCAACCUAUACCCUGAAGUUCUUUCCACCACCUCUUCGGUCGAAGCGUUUGUGCGCGCGAUCUGGGAGAUCGUCGGUGGUGGAAAGCAGCUUGACGCGUCGUAUGAUCUCCUUGUCUCGCAAUCCCUUCGUUUCAUAUCCACCGCUAUCCGCUCUGGUUCCUACAAAGAAAUAUUCGGCUCACGCGAGACCAUCUCGGGUCUUAUCCAAGGUGUUGUGGUUCCGAACGUUGGUCUGCGAGAACAUGACCUCGAGAUCUUCGAAGACAGUCCACUCGAGUUUGUCCGCAGCGAUCUGGCCCUCAUGGAGAUCACGACUCCGCGUCAGGCUGCGGGUGACGUCAUCAAGGCUUUGGGAUCGAGCGGUUUCGGGACGGAAACAACAGAGGUCGUGGGUGAAUGGAUUCAGAGAGGGCUACAAGAUUACUCCGCGCGAAAGGGGAGCGACGACGCUUGGAAAAACAAAGAUUCGGCUAUAUACCUUUUUGAGAACGUCGCAAUCAGAACGACGACAACGCUCGGUGUGACGUCGACCAACGCGCUCGUGGAUAUCGUCAAGUUCUUCAGUGACAACAUCUUCCAAGACCUUCAGGCUGACCCAGGGAGCGUCCAUCCUGUAUUGCAGGUCGAUGCCAUUCGGUAUCUCUACGUCUUCCGAAAUCAGUUAACGAAAGAACAAUUAACUUCGGUUCUCUCUCUCCUCACGCGCCAUCUUGCAUCUGACAACAUGGUAGUCUCCACGUACGCGUCUGUGGCAAUCGAUCGCAUCCUCUCCAUUCGAUCAGGGACCACAGCGAUGUUCAAUGCUUUGGACGUCGCCGAGUUUGCGCCUCAACUGAUCGACAUGCUCCUGAGCAAACUCGAGACAAGCACGAGUCCAGAGAAAGUGGCCGAAAACGACUUCCACAUCCGAUGUAAGGGUGUCAUGCGGCUCAUAUUGACUGCACGGCAUACCCUUGUCGGCGGGUAUGAGAGCAUAUUGCAGCGUCUUGUCGCGAUUCUCGGCAUAACGUCCAAGAACCCAAGCAAUCCGCUUUUCGAUCAAUAUAUGUUUGAAAGCGUGUCCGCCCUUAUCAGAUUCAUUGGCCCCGCAAAAGCCGAUGCAAUCAGCAUAUUUGAGCAGAUGCUGUUCGGCCCAUUCACUGUUAUCAUCCAACAGGAUAUCGAUCAGUACAUACCGUACAUCUUCCAGAUUCUUGCCCAGAUGCUGGAUCAGCAUUCUGGCGUGCCAAGCGACUACCGCUCUCUCUUGCCAUUCUUGCUCACCCCUUUCACCUGGCAACAAAAAGGCAAUGUGCCUGGACUUGUGAAACUUCUCAAAACCUUCCUCGUCCGCGAUUCCGCUCAGAUGGUCGCGACUGGCCAAUUCGCGAGUGUGCUCGCCGUCGUGCAGCAGCGCCUCAUCCCUUCCCGAAACAAUGACGCUUGGGGAUUCGAGUUACUACAGGCCGUUGUGCGCAAUGUUCGCCCAUCUGACCUAGAACAGUACAUUCGGCCGAUCCUGAUUACUCUUCUUACACGUCUGCAAACCAGCAAGACAGACAUUUACGUGUAUUAUUUCGUAUAUUUUCUUAUGUACACGAUGGCCAUUCAGGUCGAGGGACUCACCCCGAAUUUCAUCAUUCUUGCAGUGGAAAGUAUCCAACCCAGUCUGUGGUCACAACUUUGCAUCAACUUCGUCAUCCCGCAGGCUCCGAAACUCCAGCCAAAGGAUCGCAAAGUCGCAAUAGUGGGCUUAACGCGUAUGCUCACGCAAAGUUCUAUCACGAUACAGGAGCCAAGCGUCAAGUUAUGGCCCGACUCGCUCGGUGCUCUCGCUCGUCUCUUCUACCAACCCGAUGCUCUGAAACGGGACGCUGCCGAUGAUCCACACGCUGGACUAACAGCCAUCGAUCUCGAGGAGCAAUCUGCAGGCUAUCAAGCCGCAUACGCGCGGCUUGCAGCAGCCGAAGCUGUCCCAGAGGACCCUGUCGGAUACAUCGGGGACCUUCGGCAGUUUGUGAUCAAUGAACUCGCGCAGCUCGCUCGCACCAACCAAGGAGCGAAGACCAUGAUUCAAACCCAGGGUUCUUUCGUUAACGACAUAGCGGCGGUCUCGUAG